AGUGGCGCGCGGUGAUCUCGCUCCGCCUACGCUGCGUGCGUUGGGCGGUCCGACGGGUGAUGACGCAGCGCGUGCUGGCGGUUUGAAAGCCUGGCGCGACAGAGCCCGCGCGCUACUCUGCAGCGAUGUCGCUGGUGAAGCCCUUCGAUAAACUCCCGACGCUCAACUCGGCCACUGUCUUGUUGGUGGGCACGGAUGAAAGUCAGCAGCAGCAGCUAGCAGAGGCAAUUCUUAAGGAGAAAAAAACCUUCAAGAUAAAUAUCCACGUGGCGACCUCCCUCCCUUUACCUGCUGAGAGAGAUCAUAUCCGGCCCCGGAUUGAUCUGAUUGCCUUUAUGAUUAACAUGCAAAGCAAACACAGUCUUAGGAAUGUUGAAGCUUCACUAUCACACAUGGAUGCCAACUUCUUCCUUGGGAAAGUGUGCUUCCUCAUCACAGGUGUUGGUAGGAUGAAUCACUGCAGCGUAGAGAUGAAUGCUGUCCGGAAACUAGGAAACCUCUACUGCAGCCCUGUCCUAUUCUGUGAGCUGGAUUCUGAAGGAAUCAGAGUUGCCACAGCUCAGCGGCUGCUACGGAUGUUGCAGAUCUGCGCUGGUCACGUGCCGGGGGUUUCGGCCCUCUUCUUCAGUUCUUUGAUGAAAAGCUCCAUUGAUGAGUAACCUUGAUGUAAAUCCAUUGCCAUUCUUCCUGUCCACACUCUUCGAUCCUGUUUCAAUCUGCAGAAAUAGAUGGAAAUGGGAAUUUUGUUGAGACGCUUUUUCUGUUGAUUUGUAAUGAGGCCAGCUCGUUCCAUGCUGCUGCUUGCUUUUGUUACCUUUACAGGAAAGGCUUGGUUCCUGUUUG
Mauremys reevesii (Reeves's turtle) is the source of this 843-nucleotide messenger RNA. RefSeq names its product centromere protein M (gene CENPM). Lineage: Eukaryota; Metazoa; Chordata; Testudines; Geoemydidae. The transcript has 6 exons. The coding region runs from base 126 to 659 and encodes 177 amino acids. The record is from RefSeq and is a predicted model, not a curated record.